This is a messenger RNA of Cetraspora pellucida, 457 nucleotides long. Lineage: Eukaryota; Fungi; Glomeromycota; Glomeromycetes; Diversisporales; Gigasporaceae. The record is from the annotation of a GenBank genome assembly.
AUGAAAGAAUCUAGACAUACGUGUUAUACAUCAUUUCAUUGUUUAGAUUGUCGAAAUCAAUUUAAAUGUAAACGAGAAAAGGAAAUGAAAAGGGAUGAACGUGAAAAAGCAUAUAAAGAGGAUAAAGUUCCUGAAUGUGAAUUAUGUAAUGUUAAACAUUUUAGAUGUUUAACAAAAAAAUGUACUAUGUGUUGCGAAUUAAAUAAAUGUAGAACAUAUCCAUGUCAAUAUUGUAUUGAUAAUAAUAUUGAAUGUAAAUAUUCGAUAAUAAAAUCCAAAGAAGAAUUUGAAAAAUUUAAAGAAAAAAAUAUGUCAGCAUUUAUUGGUCAAUUAGAACUUAGUAAGGAAGGUGUUUGUCAUGUGCAAGCAUAUUGUCAAUUUAAGAAAAAGGUUUUAAUGGCUAAUAUUAAGAAGAUGUUUGGAGAUAAUAGUAUUUCUUUUCCAGAUAUCAUGAGAG